This is a messenger RNA of Closterium sp. Yama58-4, 4650 nucleotides long. The record is from the annotation of a GenBank genome assembly. Lineage: Eukaryota; Viridiplantae; Streptophyta; Zygnematophyceae; Desmidiales; Closteriaceae.
AUGGAGGCUUUGGACGCUGGAGGGUCCUCCGCGCCCCUCGUCGCGGACGGCGCAGGAGCAGCGCGCGCGAUGCCGAGCGGCGGAGUGGUGUUCACUCCGCUGUACGGCGCGCACGCCGACGAGCCGCUGUGCUACCACCUGCGGCUCGGCCGGCUGCACCUGCUGCUGGACUGCGGCUGGACCGACCUCCUCGACACUGACCUGCUCGAGCCGCUGCGCGCCGUCGCGCCCGCAAUCCACGCCGUGCUGCUCUCGCACCCCGACAUGGCGCACGCGGGCGCGCUGCCGUACGCGUAUGCGCAGCUGGGGCUGCGCGCGCCCGUGUACUGCACGGUGCCGGUGGCGCGGCUGGCGCAGCUGAUGCUGUACGACCAGUUUCUCGCGCGGCGCAGCGCGGGCGACUUCGAGCUGUUCUCGCUGGACGACGUGGACGCCGCGUUUGACGGCGCCGUGCGUCUCAAGUUCGCGCAGCCGCACGGCGUGGGCGACGAGCGCGAGGGCGUGAGCGUGACGCCGCUGGCGGCGGGGCACCUGCUGGGCGGCACGAUCUGGCGGAUAUCCGUGCACACGGAGGACAUCGUGUACGCCGUCGCCUUCAACCACAGGGAGGAGCGCAUCUUGGGGCGCGCGGUGCUGGACACGGCCGUGGUGCGCCCCGCCGUGCUCAUUGCCGACGCCGCCACGGCGCUGCUGGCGCCCGUGAAGCGCAAGGCGCGCGACGCGCAGCUGGCGGAGGCGAUCAGCAGCACGGUGGGCGAGGGCGGCAGCGUGCUCAUGCCCGUGGACACGGGCGGGCGCGUGCUGGAGCUGCUCGUGCACCUCGAGCAGCUGUGGGCGGCGCAGGGGUGGGAGGUGCCGGUGGUGGUGGCGACGGGGGAGAGCUACAGCAUGGUGGAGGGCGCCAAGGCCAUGCUUGAAUGGCUCAACCCCUCCACUGCGCGCCACUUCGACGCCCAGCGCACCUCGCCCUUCAACUUCAAGUACAUCCGGCUGUGUCACAGUGUGGAGGAGGUGGAGGAGGUGGCGGGUCCCAAGGUGGUGCUGGCGUCGCUGGCCAGUCUCGAGGCGGGCUUCGCGCGUGCGCUUUUUGUGCGCUGGGCGCCUGACCUGCGCAACACCCUGCUCUUCACCUCGCACGCCCCGCCCGGCUCCCUCGCCCACACGCUGCAGACCAACGACGUGCGGUUCCCGGUGGUGAGUGUGAGCAUGAGCGAGCGCGUGCCGCUGGAGGGCGAGGAGCUGCGGGCGUACGAGGAGCAGCAGCGCCAGCAGCACCAGGCCGCCAUGGACGCUGCGAGAGGAGGCGAGGGCGAGGACGGGCAGGGGGAGGGCGAGGAAGGGGAGGGGGAGAGGGAGGGCGAGGGAGGGGAGAAGGGGGAGGCGAAGGAUGAGGCGGAUGGGGAGGUCGUGGAUGAGGAUGACGCAGAGCCGUCCCCUGUGACCGCGCGGCCCCCCUCGGACGUUUUCUGUGAGGGCUUCUCCCCGCUGCCCCUCGCACCCUUCCCCCGCGCCCUCCCCCGCCACGCCGCCCCCCGCCCACAGCACCGGGAGGGGUGGGUUGCAGGGCCCGUGUUCCCCUGGAGCGAGGGCGGGGGGGGCGGGGGGCGGUGGGACGAGUACGGCGAGGUGGUGGACGCUGAUGGGCUGGCUGCUGUGGUCGAACACAUGCGCGGCCCCAUGCGGGUGGUGGUGCACGGCACGGAGGAGGGCAGGGCGGCCAUGCAGCAGGCGGGCAUCUGCAGCGACUGCAUGGCGCCCCGUGCAGGGGAGAGCAUCGACCUCACUCCCCACCUCGCCACCUUCCGCGUGAAGCUGAGUGACGACCUGCUGAGGGGACUGCAGUUCCACAAGCUACGGGACGACUACGAGGUGGCAUUCGUGGAGGGUCGUCUGCACCCCUCCUCCUGUGCGCCGCCCUCCGCCUCGCUCUCCCUGCUGCCGCGCAUCACCGGGCCCCCUCUGCCCGCGCCCUCUGGGUCAGGGGCAGGAGGCCAAGGGGCAGACGGGGAGGAAAAGGGGCAGGGGGAAGGUGGAGCGGGAGGAGAGGGAGCAGAGGAGGGAGGGGCGAGUGGGGGGGGAGCACGGCCACUGAUGGAGCUGGUGCCCCUGGAGGGGGAUGGGGAGGAGGCCAAGCGGCGGGCGGUGAUGGUGGGUGAUGUGAAGCUCUCGGAAUUCAAAGUGCUGCUGCAAGCCCAGGGACUCCAGGCUGCGUUCGUGGAGUCGGCCCCUGUAGCAGCAGCAGGAUCUGCUGUUCUCAAGUGUGGCGAUUCGCUUGCUCUUAGAAAGGUUCCAGACCACAGGCUUGUACUUGAAGGCUCGCUGUGUGACGACUAUUACAGACCCUCCCCCCUCCAUCUGCGCGCGCUCUCCGCUUCCCCCAUCUGCGCGCGCGUACGUUCCGCCUCCAGUGCCCUCUUAAACUCGGAGGCUGCUCCUUGCCGGCGGCUCGGCGCAUCUCCUUUUUUCGUCUUUCCCCGCUCCCGUGCGUUCUCCACUGCUUUCCCCUUAUCCUGCCCAACUCCCCCUCUUCCCCCGACCCCAGGCGCCGUACCCAACGAACGCGCCGUGGCAGAACUUGGUGCUGGGGCAGGGCGGCAACCCCGAGCUCGUCACGCCGUACCUCGUGCAGAGCGCGGAGGGGCGCGUUGCGUGGGGGCUGCCGAUGCGCGACCCCCAGGCGGGGUACAUAGUGCAGGCGUUCGUCACGGCGCUCAUGCUCUCCACGCUGCAGGGCCUCCCCCCCACCAGCUCUCCGCCUAUGACGACCUCUCCGCCACCCUCUCCUUCCGCCAGCCCUCCUCCGCGCCCUCCGAUCCCCCCGCGCUCGAAGUCCCCCUGGUGCGCGGGUCCCCCUUCCUGACGUUCAUCUUCCCCCCGGGCGGCCCCCCCGCGACGCCCAUGCUGUCGACGAUCCAUGCCAUCACGGGAGUGGAGGCGAACAGUGACAGCACCAAGUACCGCGUCGCUCUCAACAACGGCCAGACGUGGCUGGUGUACCUAUCGUCGCCACUGGCCAUGCGGCAGGACGGGGCAGCGCUGGUGGCGGACGCGCCAUUCACGGGGACCAUGCGCGUGGCACUGCUGCCGGGCUCCUCCCCACAGGACGAGGAGGCGGUGCUGGACGCACACGUGCCCACGGUGCCGCUGGGGGGCAGCGCGCACGUGGGCGAGUUCCUCAUCGAGUACUCCUGGCGCACCCAGCAGUGGCGCGAGCUGGCUGACGGCGAGACAGAGGCGCCGCUGCUCAUGCUCUCGCUGCCAAUGCACCGCCGCAUGGAGGUGAGCGCUCACAGCCCCAUCCUUGCCUCCGCCCUCCGCCGUCGCCGCAGCGGCUCCCCUUCCCGCGUCAUGGGCGCCCUCCGCGGCCACCACAACCCCAUGUCUGCCGCCCCCUCCUCCAACACACGCGGCAGUGCACGGCGGUCGUCCGUGCGAGAUGCGUCUGUGCCGGACGCUUCAGUGCUGGCCUACCCCACCAUUGACGGCCACGCGGUGGGCGUGCAGGGGGCUGUGUGGCGCCUGAACGUGCCCAAUCGGCCGUGCACGUGGGAUUCGGGGCCGCUCUCGUCCGACGCACAGCUGCUGGACGAGCUCAGGGGCAGCCUCAAGCACGAUGUGGCAGCGCUGCCGCCCCUCUCCUCCCCUUCCACCUACUCCUUCGGCAAGGCAGCAGCGCGUGCCGCCCGCCUGGCACUCAUUGCGAAGCAGGUGGAAGAUAAUGACAGCCUGGCCGCCGUGCUGCCGCCCCUGCGAACCGCGCUCUCCGCAUGGCUGGAUGGCACCUUCCCCGGUAACCGCCUGCUGUACGACCCCACGUGGGGCGGUGUGGUGAGCGAGGCGGGGUCGCGUGACCAGGGGGCGGAGUUUGGCGCGGGCAUGUACAACGACCACCACUUCCACUACGGUUACUUCCUCUACGCCGCUGCCGCCGUUGCCGAGUUUGACCCCGCGUGGCGCGACCAGUACCGAGCUGCGCUCAAGGACCUGAUGUCGGAUUAUAUGUCGCCGGAGCGCACGGCGGCAUUCCCGAGGCUGCGGCACUUUGACGCGUAUGCGCUGCACUCGUGGGCCAGCGGGCUGUUUGAGUUUGGUGACGGGCGCAACCAGGAGAGCUUCAGCGAGGCGGUCAAUGCAUACUACGCGGGGGCGCUGCUGGCGACCGUGUUGGGCGACCAGCCGCUCGCCUCGCUUGGCGCCACACUCGCAGCCGUGGAGGCGCUCGCCGAGCAGACGCCCAUGCACGUGCCGCUCGCGUCGUCUAAUCCGGAUCCGUCCCUCACCCCUGGCUACGAGGCGGUGUUUGCAGAUGCCAACCGUGUGGUGGGAGUGCUGUGGUCCACCAAGCGCGACGCAGCGCUGUGGUUCGCCCCACCGGCGGACAUGGAGAAGCGACUGGGCAUCCAGGUGCUGCCUGUCUCGCCCUACCUCAAGCACCUAUUUCCCGACCCGGAGUUCGCCAAGCAGCUCGUGGAGUGGGCGCAACCCGUGCUGAGUGGCGCUGCCACGGACGAGUGGCGCGGGUUUGCAUGGGCGUUGCAGGCGCUGUACGACCCACAUGGCGCCAGGGCGAACAUUGCUGCUCUGGGUGCUUUUGAUGAUGGCAACUCCAUGUCCAACAUGUUCUGGUGGCUCGCUUCCAACAUGCCAUAG